Linum trigynum is the source of this 978-nucleotide messenger RNA. The record is from the annotation of a GenBank genome assembly. Lineage: Eukaryota; Viridiplantae; Streptophyta; Magnoliopsida; Malpighiales; Linaceae.
AUGAUAGAGCGUUGGGUUCUGGACAGUAUUAUCAAUCGAUUGGUUGAAGUGAGAAGAAAGCCAGGGAAGCAGGUCCAGCUCUCUGAGAAUGAAAUUGUGCAGCUCUGUGUCACUUCACGACAGAUUCUGUUGGACCAGCCCGUUCUCCUCGAGCUUGAAGCUCCCAUCAACAUCUGCGGAGACAUUCAUGGACAAUACAGCGACCUCCUGCGCCUAUUCGAGAGCGGAGGCUUCCCUCCACGCGCCAAUUACCUCUUCCUGGGAGACUACGUGGACAGAGGCAAGCAAAGCCUCGAAACCAUCUGCCUCCUCUUAGCUUACAAGAUCAAGUACCCAGAAAACUUCUUUCUCUUGAGAGGCAACCACGAGUGCGCCUCCGUGAACCGGAUCUACGGCUUCUACGACGAAUGCAAACGCCGCUACAACGUCAGGCUGUGGAAGGUCUUCACAGACUGCUUCAACUGCCUCCCCGUGGCGGCUCUGGUCGACGACAAGAUCCUCUGCAUGCACGGCGGGCUUUCCCCCGACCUCCACAGCUUGGACCAGAUCAGGAACCUGGCUCGACCCACUGCGAUACCCGAGAGUGGGUUGUUGUGCGAUCUGGUCUGGUCCGAUCCGUCGAGGGAGGUUCGAGGGUGGGGAGCCAAUGAGAGAGGGGUUUCGUAUACGUUUGGGGCGGAUCGGGUUGCUGAGUUCCUGCGGAAGCACGAUCUCGAUCUAAUCUGCAGGGCGCAUCAGGUUAUGGAAGAUGGAUACGAGUUCUUUGCCAAUAAGCAACUGGUGACUAUAUUCUCGGCACCUAAUUACUGUGGGGAGUUCGACAAUGCUGGUGCAAUGAUGAGCGUGGAUGAGAACUUGCUGUGCUCAUUUCAGAUACUUGGGCCUAUGGAGAAGAAACCCAGGUUUGGGUUUCCGGGUAUCGGUUCAGCUAAGCCAACUCCAAGUCCUGCUAAAAUCAAGUCAUUUCUGAGGGUAUAG